ACGAGCUCAGCCUGCCCGGGGAGCGCUCGGCGCGGCGGGGAACCAGGGAGCGCCAUGGGCAACCUGUGCGGCUGCGGCCGGCGCUGGAAGUGCCCUUCACCUUUCAAAAGGAAGAAAGAGAAGCAAGGAGCUCACGUGAGGCAGGAGGCUCAGCAGCAGCAGCAGCCUGGCAACAAGGCUGUCACAUCAGCAGUGCCAACGUAUGAGGAUGUCCCAGAAGUCCCUGUGUAUGCCACGGUGAGCAGAAGGGGUGUCCAGCAGGAGGAGAGCAUCCACUACGCCGACAUCCAGGUGCUGUGCAGGGCCCAGCAGCGCUCGGCUGCCCAGGUGAGGAGCCUGCAGCAGCACCAGGCCACCGAGUACGCCACCCUCAACUUCCCCAGGGCCAGGCUCAAGUACGACAGCAAAAACGGGACCUUGGUCUGAGAGAACUCAUGGCCUCGUCCUGCUGCUCCUCCAGCAGGGAAAGGAGCUCACCCCAUGGCCUUGUUCUCCAGCAGAGAAAGGAGCUCACCCCAUGGCCUUGUCCUUCAGCAGGGAAAGGAGCUCACCCCAUGGCCUUGUCCUUCAGCAGGGAAAGGAGCUCACCCCAUGGCCUUGUUCUCCAGCAGGGAAAGGAGCUCACCCCAUGGCCUUGUUCUCCAGCAGAGAAAGGAGCUCACCCCAUGGCCUUGUCCUCCAGCAGGGAAAGGAGCUCACCCCAUGGCCU
Molecule: messenger RNA, 709 nt
Organism: Camarhynchus parvulus
Lineage: Eukaryota; Metazoa; Chordata; Aves; Passeriformes; Thraupidae
Gene: C24H11orf52
Product: chromosome 24 C11orf52 homolog
Exons: 4
Coding region: 55-426 (123 amino acids)
Cellular component (GO): extracellular exosome
Source: RefSeq, a predicted model, not a curated record